This is a messenger RNA of Oikopleura dioica, 1227 nucleotides long. The record is from the annotation of a GenBank genome assembly. NCBI's taxonomy places the organism in Eukaryota, Metazoa, Chordata, Appendicularia, Copelata, Oikopleuridae.
AUGGCGAUCAAGUCGAAAAAGAAAAUUUAUUCUGAGUAUGAAAAAGUCGAGAAAUUCAAGAAAGCUGAGGAAGAAGCUAGAGAAGAUGUAAAGCUCUUUGUCGGCGGAAUCAUUUUCACCUUUUCUUUUCUUUGGGCGAUGCUGGAAUGGGGCGAAGCAGCUGGUUGGUACGCUCCAUCGCCAACCGUUUACAACCAGCCAGGGCAGGAAAACAGCAGAGAACGAUUUGAACAAGGGCCUCUCGAGUGCGAAAUGGACUACGACUUGUGUAACACUACUGAGAUAGGUUACUAUGGCCCUGGUUGUGUAACACGUUGGUACUACUGGAAGCUCAGACCAGAAUUGGCUUGGAGUUAUGUCAUCCCAUGGGCUUUUUAUUUGAUGCAUCAAAUUACUGUCUGGGCUGGAGUCUUCUACGCUCAGAAACUUAAAGACUCGGAAUUCGGACGCGAUAUCGGCGUCGAGGCGAAAUUUACAACCAAGCUGAGUAGCUUCAAUUACUUUCUGACCGCAGCGAACGUGUUUUUCGUGAUUGCUCAUUUGGUAAUCACCCACAUUUCAUAUGAUGGCCUGGCCCCAACCGUCGCCGAAUCGACUUCUCAAGCAUCUGUUAUUCUAAUGGGCUGCAUCAUUUUGGUACUUGGCACUUUCGUUUCGGGGUCAGCGAAAAGGGCAUGUUUCUGGCGUGAGUGCGCGCUGACCCCACAUCAGACCGCGGUUUCUUAUUCGGCUGGCCCGAUCUACGUGAAAACGAACCGAGCUUUGCAAGGUGGUUCAUCAGCAGAUAUCAUGGCUACGUCAUCUUCUGGGGCAUCUGCUACACUUUCUGGUACCACCCAAUGGAAUCUACUCCCGGCCACUUUCUCGGAUUCACCAACGGAUGCUUGUGUUUCCUCCAGAACGAAACAAUGGACGUUCUUUAUCGAAUUAUGGCCCCUCAUUCAUUCUUGCGUUAUCGCUUAUCAGACAGGCAAUCGUGAUCUCCCGCAACGUGAAGACUUGUGGCCGAUUUUCUUCUUUGGUUUCACUACAGUUCUUGUGAUCGCCUGGAUCUUCACCUUUGAUUUCUGGUGGCGAGAAAAUUCGACCCUCGUCCGAUUCUUCCCCUUCGUCAUCUGGCUUGCCUACUGUUCCAACUGGUUCCUCCCCGAUCGAGUUCAAGACCUCUGGCAGCUAAUUGCAAUUCCCUCAAUUCCGUGUGGCAAAAACAUGGCCAAAGAGCACUAG